GCAAACUACACAAUUACGGAAAACCCCCCAGAAGAGGCAGCCGAGAAAAGUUUUUCGAUUCCGAGAAAGUGGCGAGAAAAUGACGAAGAAAGCUCCCAGUUCAGGGUUAUUGCGGUCUUCGUCUCCGUCGUGCAGUGGAGGCUCUACUCGGAACUUAGAGGUGGCUGUGAAGUCCAGUGAAAAUGUGAGGAGGUCUACAAGAUUAAGACUUCAGCCGUUGAGAAAGCCAAAUACAAGCCAGAAGAAGAAGAAACCGGUUAAACUCCGUUCGAAGAUGCCUAAGAAACCUCCCACUGCUUUCUUCUAUUUCUUGGAGGAUUUCCGGAAGCAAUAUCAAGAGCAGAAUCCGGAGGUCAAGUCCAUGCGCGAGAUUGGGAAGUCAUGCGGAGAGAAAUGGAAAACAAUGAUAUACGAGGAAAAGGUAAAGUAUUAUGAUAUAGCCACUGAGAAGAGGGAAGAGUUUCACCGAGCAAUGACAGAAUAUACCAAGAGGAUGGAAUCAGGUGAACACGAUGAAUCAGAGACCGACUCAGAUUAUUCUGAAUAGAUUACUUUUUAGUUUUUAGAAAACAUUGUUCUAAGCCUUCUAGGAUGGGUUUUUGUAUAUUGACGUUUAGAAGUUUCUGUUUCAUUGAGAUCAUUCCCUGAUACUCAUUCUUCUGUGGAGUAUACAUGGAGAUCAAUGAAUACAAACUAGUUUCUUGAGUGGUGGCCAAA
Messenger RNA from Capsella rubella, 717 nucleotides. RefSeq names its product high mobility group B protein 14. The transcript is spliced from 6 exons. Lineage: Eukaryota; Viridiplantae; Streptophyta; Magnoliopsida; Brassicales; Brassicaceae. The coding region runs from base 80 to 547 and encodes 155 amino acids. The record is from RefSeq and is a predicted model, not a curated record.